UGCAAUAUGAGCUCGCGUUCCCGCCAAUGCCAUUACCUCAUCUACGUUGUUCAUUUCAUUCAAUCCUGGAUUCACCCUUUCAAAGCACAGAUCUUCUUCUCCAUUCUGCCGAGGGAAUUUCAGGAAAAUGGAUAUGUCAGAGAUAGCCAAGAAGCUCGGACUAUCAGAUUCCAAACUCGCUGUGCGAAAAGCGUUGGAACUCCGGCGCCUAUGCGAUGUUCAGUUCGAUUCCUCUGUCAUUGGAGUUGGGGAAGUUUGUAAAGCUAUAAUUUGCUUGGAAAUUGCCGCCACGAGAUGUAUUCUAUCCUGCAGGAUGGGCGCCUUGUUUGAUCGAUCAAGUGCCAUCAGGCUAAGUGGGAUGUCGGAAAAGGCAUAUAUCAGAUCUUACAACUUGUUACACAAUGGUUUCGGCAUCAAGGCAAAGCUUGAUGUCAGAGAAUUAGCAAUUCAGUUUGGGUGUGUCCGAAUUAUUUCAAAUGUUCGAGACGGUUUGAAUCUUUACAAGGAACGUUUUCUGUCAUCAUUGCCUGCUUCUCGACGUGCAAGUGCUGACUUUACUCGUCCGGUGUUCACUGCCGUUGCUUUUUAUUUAUGUGCAAAAAAACACAAGCUCAAAGUAGACAAGCUUAAGUUAAUCGAACAAUGUGGUACAUCUGAAUCUGAAUUCUCUAGUGUUUCUACUUCCAUGAAGGACCUAUGCUAUGACAUUUUUGGAGUUGCCAAAGAAAAGAAGAAUCCGAGAGAAGUAAAGACAAAUCGAGAUUUAUUGGAUGCGUUGCCAGAAAAAAGGAGAAUUGAAGAUGGAGGUUAUUCGUCUGAUGAAGGACCAAAUCUUUCAAGCUAUAAGAAGCGCAAACAAAUGGAAAAACAUGAAUAUGACAAAUGGAAGUCUUCAGUACUUGUAUCCAAGGAUCAAAACAAAGCAGAAGUUCCUCAGAAGCGUUGCCGGCAGACUCGUCUCAAUUUUACCAAGAAAGCUCCUGAGACUGACAAGUUGGAGGCUGUGUUAGAUGCGUUGGACUCAUUUUCAUAAAAAAUAUGAAAAUGAACAACUUGAUGAGACUUGAUGCAUCAUAGAAUGACAAGAGAUUGAUCAAGAUGGAAUAUCUGAGCGAAAGAAGGUUGCGAAUGGUUUGAUGGACCUUUUCCCCUCCAGUUCAUCUUCAAGUUAUUGUUUGGAAUUCCAAAAGCAUUAAUUUAUAAAAAUAAUUCUGUAUAGACGUGCUUCCCUUUCAAAGAGUUUUAGCUGCAACAUGUCUCUGAUUUCAGAUGGAGGCUAUUAUGUGAAUAUCCAUUUUUUAUAUUUCCUUGUUUGCUCAAUUUUUUUUAUUAUGUUACACUGCGCAUAACUUUAUUUGAUUCUAUUUUCACGUCAGUGCCUGUCUUCUAUUUAAAUACCUGCAUAUUAUAUUAGAACAGGUACACAGUAAAUUUAAUUUGUCAGAUUUAGUUUUAGACAAUCUUUGU
This is a messenger RNA of Prosopis cineraria, 1467 nucleotides long. RefSeq names its product origin of replication complex subunit 6. The transcript has 10 exons. Gene Ontology annotation, biological process: DNA replication initiation; DNA replication. NCBI's taxonomy places the organism in Eukaryota, Viridiplantae, Streptophyta, Magnoliopsida, Fabales, Fabaceae. Bases 128 to 1033 code for a protein of 301 amino acids. The record is from RefSeq and is a predicted model, not a curated record. Gene Ontology annotation, cellular component: nuclear origin of replication recognition complex. Gene Ontology annotation, molecular function: DNA binding.